Messenger RNA from Pseudophryne corroboree (corroboree frog), 5564 nucleotides. RefSeq names its product keratin, type I cytoskeletal 19-like. Gene Ontology annotation, biological process: intermediate filament organization; epithelial cell differentiation. Gene Ontology annotation, molecular function: structural molecule activity. The coding region runs from base 104 to 1348 and encodes 414 amino acids. The record is from RefSeq and is a predicted model, not a curated record. Lineage: Eukaryota; Metazoa; Chordata; Amphibia; Anura; Myobatrachidae. The transcript has 8 exons. Gene Ontology annotation, cellular component: cytoskeleton.
UCUCUGAGAGGCAUAAAGUAGACUAGCAAAGAUACACUUCUAGAACAGAGCAGCCGUGCAGAAGACAGUUGAUGUUUAUUGAAGAUUCACAGCUGAUGUCAUCAUGAGCCACUACACUAGUAGCUUCCUAUCCUCUCCCAGCUUAAUUAAUGGAGGUCUAGAAAAGUCCUACAACUCCUCUACAUACAGCAUGGGAGGCAGAAGCGAUGUCUCUAUUUCUAGAUCCAGCUCCCUUUCCUCUGGGAUGGGGGGCUAUAAUUACACCACGGAUUAUAGUGAAAGGCUGCUGUCUAACAAUGGCAAGGAGACCAUGCAAAAUUUAAAUGACCGGCUUGCCUCGUACCUGGAGAAAGUACGUUCCCUGGAGGAUGCCAAUAUGGAGUUGGAGAAGAAGAUCCAAGAGUGGCAUAAAAACAGGACACAAACCAAAAAGCGAGACUACAGUGUGUAUGAGAAGACCAUUUCAGAACUUCAAACGCAGCUCAUCAAUGGACAGUUACAUGGUGCUAGGCUGACACUACAGAUGGAAAAUGCCAAGCUUGCCUCGGAUGACUUCAUGCGCAAGUAUGACACAGAAAGGGCCUAUCGUACAACCUUGGAGACAGAUUUGGAGGGCCUUCGAAAAGUGAUGGAUAAUCUCACCAUUGUCAGGACAGACCUAGAGAUGGAGGUUGAAGGAAUGAGAAAACAGCUGAUUUACAUGAGGAAAAGCCACGAGGAGGAUAUGAGGCAGGCUCAAGCUCGAAAGCAAGGUUCAUCUGUCAAUGUGGAAGUUGAUUCCCCAAAAGGAGUUGAUUUAGCAAAGAUCAUUGCAGAUAUGAGAAAAGAGUAUGAAUCCAUCAUUGAGAAGAACCGCAGGGAUGUUGAAGAGUGGUACAAACAGCAGUCAACAACAGUACAGCAGGAAGUGAAUACACACACUGAGGUACUUCAAAGCAGCAGAAACCAGAUCAAAGAUUUGAAACGUUCUCUACAAAAUCUGGAAAUUGAGCUACAAGCUGAGAACAGCCGGAAACAUGGGCUGGAGAUCACAUUAGAGGAAGUCCAGAAGAACUCAGCAGACCAACUUGAGAAGAUCCAGAUGCAUAUUUGCCAAUUGGAGACUGAGCUGAGAAAAGUUAGGAAUGACCUAGAAAGGCAGAGCAAUGAGUACAGGAUCCUUCUGGAUAUAAAGAGUCGCCUAGAGAAUGAAAUUGCCACAUACCGAAGACUGAUUGAUGGAAAUAACAGCAGCGAAGUGUAUACUCAUUCAUCAGAUACUAGCCGUAAAGUCAAGACUAUAGUCCAAGAUGUGGUUAAUGGAAGAGUGGUAAACUCCAAAAUAUCCGAAAUACCCCAGAAACUGUGAAAGUCAUAAAGGGUUGAAAUAGUGGAUACAACACAUUCUAUAUCAUGAGCGGCCGAUCGAUAUACUGUUUACAUGUGCCAAUAUUUAUCAUUGUACAGCAGGAAUAGUCUAAUACAAACAUGUUAAAAAGAUAUUUAUUAAGAAGAGUACAGUCAGUUUGUGUAGAUGGGGUUUUGUAUCACAGCCAUAGUAAAACCUCUAGGUAAGAUGAAUUUCAGGGAAGUAUGAUAUCAGUGCUACCCAUUCCAUCAUACACUUACUGUGUAUUUAAAAAACAUUAUAUACCUUGUAACUUAAGGGCUGCAAAUUAUAGCAUGUUCCCGAAAAAUGUGAUUCUGCUGAGAAUUUAUGAUGCAUUGCUUUAAAAAAUGCUUCGAUUCUUUUAGAAAGUGGUGCAGAACUUUGUAGAUUUUUAAACAGAAUAGGUGGCACCAGUGCUUUUUUGUGGUGGUUCUCAGGAGCAUGAGGUACUGGAACCUUUAUUUGGUCUAAUUUUUAAUACUUAUAAUUAGUUCCACAUAUAGGAGAAGACAUCAGUGAAACCAUUUCAGAAAGUAAUAUAAUUGUCAUCAUAACAUUUAUCCAGAUUACGGAAGCUAUUAUGCAUUUUGAAUCAACGUGUAACUUUAGGUGAGUGCUGGCACCAUCUUUUAUAGAAGAAAACAGUGGGUGGCACUCUUAACAGAUUAGGGCACUGAUCCAACAACAUGUAUUUUCCUUUGUGAAUUAUUUACUGUAGCUAGAACUCACCUUGUAGAACUUAAUUGUACUGGCAUCUUCACCUUCUGUAAAAAAUAAAAUAAAAUAAAACUAAAAACAACAGCAAACAUUGAAAAAAAAACAUUCUUUACAAAGCGAUGUGGAACAUGGUGCUAUAUAAAUAAAUAAAUAAAUAAUUAUAAUAGAAUAAACGGCUUUUUAACUGCUACGUAAUAUUUAAUUUACCUACAUACAUAAUAUUUUAUUACGCUAAUGCAAAUACUGUACCCUACAACAUGCCAUUUUGCAAUCAGAUUCACACGGAUUAUUUUAGUUUCAAAACGUACAUAAUAUAAUUGUUUAAUUGUAUUUGUUUUUGGAUAAAGAAUAAUAUGAUUUUUUUUUUCUUGACAAAGAUGAACUUUUAUACUGAACACCUUUAAAAUAACAAAAAUAUAUACAUAAAAUAAAUACUUAUACAGCAGUGUAGAGUUCAAUUCUUUAAACUCUGAAUGAAGGUACUCAGAGCACUGUAACCAUUACUGUUACCAGAAUAAUCCAAUAUCCAAAGCCAAGUAUGCAGCAUUAAAAUGACAUUAUACCAAUAUGGCAACAUUAUGUGUUAUAUUAUUAACACAGGAAAGUUAUAAUGGGAUAUUGUACCUAUUCCAACAAAAGCAUAUCUUGAAUAUUUGUUUUCUGGAUCGUUCACCAAACACUACAUGCCUACUGUAUCUACAUAGACCCACAGCACCAUAUGCACAGCCCUCAUCAGGACAUAUGGCCAUAAGUCUUCAGGGUUUGCUCUACUUUGAAAAGAAAACUUAAUAGUGGAUGACUUAAACAUGUUACCAUACCAACCAAAACUGCAUUCAAUAUAAGGUAAGGCAAAACACAGAAAAAUAAAUCCUUGUGGGAAUAUAAUGAAUAGGAACCACAGGUGUUCUCACACUGUAUAAGUUAAUACACUAUUAUAUUUUAAUGAUAAAGUGAUAUUUUAACAGAUAUAUUUGAUAGAUGAAAUCUUUGCAGGACACUAGAGAGAAUGGCAUAAUUAAGAUGCAUUGUACAUUAGAUUAUACCAGUUGUUCCAAACUUUAUUGAAUCACAGCGCUCUAGAGUAUAAAAAUAGUUUUCAAGGCACCCCAAGACCAAAAGUGUCUUAUUGAGAAAUUCAGAUUUUUUUUUAAGUUAAGUAGAUUGUUAUUAUAUGUCAUGCUUAGGGUCAGUUAUGUGGUGAGGGACAGGAUUCGCUUUUGUUUGUCCGCAUAGUUAUGAAUGACAGUCACAGGUACUAGUUUUGCCUAUUACAUUGACUGUAAAUAAUUUGAAUUGGUCCUGGACCACCUACCCAGGGCACCCCUGCAAAUGUCCUGAGGCACCCCAGGGUGCCACAGCACCCAGUUUGGUAACCACUGGAUUAUACAGUAUGUGCAUAGCUCUUUUAUUUUGCAAUCACUCACACUGAUGUCUUUGAAGAGGUGAUUUUGCCUGCAGUUGUUUUCUUUCUUUUUAUUUAUAUUGUAUAGAUGUUUUAAUAAAAUAUUGUUAUUUUUUUGUACUUGCUAAAACAUGUCUUUUCAUAGCACUUACAGUAUUUAGGUUUUAUAUUUUAAAGGUGAAAUUGAAACAAAAUUUCGGACUAAUGUGAUCAACAGUUUGGUGCAAAUAACCGCUCAUCAAAUCAGGCUGUAAUGGUUCUAUCACAUAAAGCCAAUUGUCAUGGAGUGACCACCCUCAUACUCCCCCUCAUGCAGUAUACAAAGGCAUUUAAUCUUAUCUCUUUACAGAAAGGCUUAGAUUUCAAAUAUUGUGAGUGAUGUUUUAUUUUGAACACUGAUAAAAAAGUGGAUGAAGUAGCACUAGCAGUACACGGCUUUGUCAUUUAAAGCAAACCACACAACUGACAGCUACACAGUUAGAUUGUUCUUUCUUGAACAUAAUGAUGGUGCACAGAUGUGUUUUACAACAUAAAGUAAUGUGAUAAUGGAGAAAAAAAAUUUAAAUUGGGGUUUAUGAUAUAAAAGAGUGAGACAAGUAGCACAUAGCCAGUGUGUGUGAUACUGUAGCACUUACAUCGGGUUUUUCAUCUCUGGUUCUCAAGAGACACUAAUGCUGCUGACACACAUGCAGUCACAUAUGGUCACUAAACUCAGUUUUGGAAUGACUGGAUUUUAGGGCCAAUUUUGCAACCAUCAUCUAUGGGUAAAUUGACUACAUUUGAGAAUUUAGGGGCAGAUUUAAAAGUGGAUGCUAAUUUGAUUUUGAAGCAAUUGUGCAUUGUUGUUUGAUUUGUGCCACACUCCACUAUUAACUUUGUGUGGAAUGUGGCCACCAUACAAUCAAUAUGCAGAACAGGGGUAGUGAAGUGGCAUGCUCUCUUGGCAGUGCAGUGCCAGGCUGUAACAUUGUAACCUGACACCACCCUCCAGCCCAUUUCCCACAUGGAAAGCAGCAGUCAACAACAUCACACGUAAGUAACUGCUGACCGCUGCCUGUACAUGUUAGCAGUUGUCUUAAAGUGAAAGGGUUGUAUGGUUGCGAUAAAGACACUGGAGGAGUAACCUUAUGUUACUCAUUGAGAGGUUUAGCUGCCUUCUAAAACCCUGGUGCCAUAGCCAUCCACCUACUGUAAGUUUACUUUGUGGUAGCACCAGCACCAAUUUUUGUGAUUUUGAAAAUCACUUUUAAAGACCUUAAUUAACACACUUCAAUACUGCUUUAAUUAUAUAGAGGGAUAGAUGAAAUUGGGUCAUGCUGUGUUAAUGCAUCCUGAGGACCAGAUCUGAAAAGCGCUUCUCUUAACAAUUAAAAGAGAACUAUCAUUAAUAAACAUUUUAAUAAGUUUGUAUUAUUGCUGUUAAACAACUUUUAAAAACCAUGCACUGUUUUGACAUUGUUUACUGUAUUUUGUUCUUAGACUCUUUCUUUUAUAGUAUUGUACUAUACAGUAGGUCAAACCUCUUAAUGGGCAGAAUUUAAAAAGGUAACACAAAUAGAUUGUACAAUAUAUACUUACCAAACUAAGGGCAGAAUUAUAAAAACAUAAAAAUUAAAAAAAUAUGUGUUACAUCUUACAAAGUAAUUUUAUUUUCAAUUCCAUUUUAGCGCAAAAGACAUGUAGGAUGACUGUAUUCCUUUAUAUGAUGUAGUGGUAAGGUAACUGUUCAAAAUUUUGAAUGGUCUUGGGAGGUCAGGAAGGUUAGAAAUGUUACUUCUUUUUAUAAUUUAUAUACUUGCAGGUACAAUGUAAAGGAAUUUAGAAAUGAUCAAUAUAGGAAGUUUAAAGGAAUGCUUGUAGAUGAAUAUUAAUUAUGGCAAUUGAUGAAGACCCUUAUAGAUAUAUAAAAUAUAUAUAUUGUUUCAGUCACCUUAGAAUGUUUAUUUAUGAUCUGCUAUGUAUUGCUCAGUAAUUUUGUAUUUAAGCACUUAAAUGUUAGCUGUGAAUGUUAAUAUACUGUACUUCUGUGUAUGUUCCCUCCUCAUCUAUGUUUUGCUAUCUAUAAUCUGAAAUAAA